Colletotrichum navitas is the source of this 753-nucleotide messenger RNA. RefSeq lists its product as uncharacterized. Lineage: Eukaryota; Fungi; Ascomycota; Sordariomycetes; Glomerellales; Glomerellaceae. Bases 14 to 475 code for a protein of 153 amino acids. The record is from RefSeq and is a predicted model, not a curated record. The transcript has a single exon.
UUUUAUUGGAUUAAUGGAACAUGUGCAUGAAACCAAGAAGAUCUGCUUGGGGCUCUUCUUGCCCACUUUACUCCGUAACAUCAGGAAGGAAGGUACGUACAGGGCACGUACCUCGUUGCUUCCUCCCCAGCGGAACCACUUGGUCAAGGUACUUCCGCCAAGUACCUCCUACUCUGGCUUUCCCACGUCUGCCAUUUCGAUAUGCGUAUUUCUCAAGAGACCAGCAACUCGCAUCGAUUCGACCCGACAUAACAACACUGCCGCAGUCCACAUAUACAGCCACAAACGCAACAAAUCAACAGACAAGCUGCACAAGACCCCCCUCCAAAAAGCAAGUCGAGAGCCUUCCAACCAGUGUGUGUACGUGGGGGGAAAAGCAAUGGAGGGGCAUCCUAGACUCCACCGGCCUUGGGUAGCAUCACGUCAGGCCGGACCCUAUCGGGUUCACACGAAAGUCACGGGAAGGACCCUUUAACGACGCUCAUUACUCGAUACUUUGCGAGCGGUGGAGGGGAAGGGAUCCCGACACAGCGAAUAAAGAGAUGCGGACCCUUUCUUUGGCCUGGUCUGGCCUGGUCUGUUCAAUUAGGCGAGGUCGAGAAACCCCCAUCCCACUGCAGCAAGGAAGUGCAGGACAGUCCAGUCUCAACAGAACAAGAGGUGGUGGAAAGAAGAGAGAGACUCGAGCCGAGAGAGGUGGACGGACAUGGGCGCGCGGACCGUCUCACCAUUGCUUUUUUUUUUUUUUUUUUU